AUGUGGAUACACUGCACUGACUUCACCAGGUCCAGGAAGCUUCCGAGCGACUCAUCGCCAGUCGACGGAAUCUUCGCCGCAUCGGCCAGCAGCCUCUUCCUGUUACGCAUAUCGGUGUCAACACUCGGGCCUGCCAAGCCGCCCUCUCGACUUCCCCCUGCCCUUGUUGUCUUGGGCCGUGUGCCAGUGGCAGCAGAUCCUCCCGCACUUGGCGGAGAAGCUCGUUCCGCCAUGCCUUGAAAACCCUAACUAGGGUGUGUCGGGAGACUGAGAGAGAGGGAUGCCGCGCGAGAGCGAACACUGGUCACAAGAACGCUGCUGUGCUGCUUUGCCUUGACGAAUUAGCAUACGUAGUGCCAGCCCAAAGCAGAAAGUGCGGGCUGAUAACUGCUGUACACGCAACCUUGCAACCUUUGAAACAGCGUACGCAUACCUUGAUAUUUGAUACCUUUCGCCAGGGGGACGUCGGUUGGGAGCGUGUCAACAGGUACAUGUGUAUUCUCGAACCGGGAGUCGGGCGAUCUGGUGGGAGCUGGUGCUGGCCACCAACGCAGUCGCCGUCGCCGGCCCAACACGGAGAAAUGAAUGAAUGCGACAUCGAGUACCCCCCUUGCGAGUGCGAUGAUCCAAUGGAAGGUUCCUUGCCGCUGGGGAUGGAAAUGAGACCCAUGGAGCCCGAUGACCUAGUGGAGGUGAAGCGAUUGCACGAGCAGUGCUUCCCAGUCCGCUACGACAUGGCAUUCUACGAGAACGUCGUCCGAGGCUUCAUCACGCGAGGGAAAGGAGACGUGGAGGAGCCUCUCUACACCCAGGUGGCUGUGGUGCCUUCCCCCUGCGACGGCUGCUGCGGGUGGUCCGGGGGCGAUAGCCACACCGAAGAGGGCCCAAUGGACGGAGACAGCUCGGGCAAAUCAGAGACCGGCGAACACUCCCGACGAUAUCCCCCCCACGGGGGUGACGUCAGCGGGUGCGGAGGCGCAGCAGAACAGGGUUCUGCCCCUGGGCAGGGGUGCAGUGUGACGGAGCGCGAAGGGAGAGCAACCCCGGGAUCGAUAUGCCCGCUGGCUGACGCCAGGGGCGAAAGCGACGGCAUUCUCGAUGAGGGAGGAGCGGGCGUGUGGCGAGAGAGGCGGGGGAACAUCGUCGGCCUUAUUACUUGCCAGGUUAUGCCUCUCAGUCGAUGUAGAGAUCAGGAUCGAUUGGGGCUCAACACGUCGUAUGGGGGGCGAGGUGGUGCUGCGCACAGCGAGGUCGUCUACAUCCUGACGCUUGGCACAGAGACCAGCUACCGAAGACAGGGGAUAGGACGCGCGCUGCUGCGCCGGUGCGUGUGGCUGUCUAGGCAGGAAAAAUCCAUCGGAGCCGUCUAUCUCCACGUCAUUACCACCAACCCUGCCGCACACCGGUUCUAUGAGUCCGAGGGCUUUGUGCAAGUGUGCUGCAUUAACGACUACUAUCGAAUAAACGGAGAGCUGUACGACUGCUACCUGUACGCGCUGUUCGUUAACGGCGCCCAACCUCCGAGAGAGUGGGGCUGGGGCAUCCAGAGCCUUUCUAGGCGGCUUCUCUCCAUCAUCUCCUUCUUUCGGAGGACCCUUGGCCAGGUGCCGGAAGAGGGAAAGCUCGCUGCGGCGGUGGCGGCCGCUGGCGGCACGUCCGACCUGGAGCAGGAGCAACAGGAGCGAGGGCCGGAAGACAUGGAGCAAGGCGAAGAGAGCCGCCGAAUGAUUUCGCCGUUCGCGGCCGAGGCGGCUGCUACGGGAGCGGCGGCCGCCGCUUACCGAGAAAGCGGGGUCACCAGAGGUGGCGGCGAUCAAUCAUCGGCUGCUGCUGCUGCUGCUGCCGGGGCGGGCACUCCUCUGCACCCCGCUGGAAGAGGGUUCGCGAACGGACCUCAGGGCACCCCCGCAUACAGGGGUAGCGAUGGCGCCCCCCGUAUCGAUUCGCUUGUGGGGAGCAAGACGGACACCGACUCGGUGCACGGAGGACCAAGAACACCGACUGUGACGAUGUGGAACGCGGUGUGUAUGGGUGCGUGGGGACGGGCUGGGGCGGAGGACCGUUGCGCCGUGGACGAGGUUGGAGGCGUUGUCGAGGUGGGACCGGGAGGUGUCUACGACGUGUCUUCGAAUGGCGGUGACAACCGACAUUGGGGUGGGCGUGGGCACAUACCCUAACAAGAAUCGCGUUGACUUGUUUGAGAUUCCCACGUAGGCGGAGGCGCUCUUCCCCGCCCCCCGGUGCCACCGGACGCUUGCGUCGGCGCACCGUCAGAGUUUCUAGGUUUCGUUUUCGUCGUGUUGAGGUGGCGUGGUGGAGGUGCGCGGAUCUCUGAGAUUUUCGUCGCUGACAAGGAACGGUGCGCGUUUCUUUUACGCUGUGUGUACAAAUGUCACGAGGGUGUGAUGAAUUUCCGACAAUUUUGAAUCUCCGAAAAUGCUGCGAGGGUACUACGACAGCGGUAGGCGUCUCUUAUCUUCCCUUUGCGAAGAUUGGACCGGCGUAAAUCAUGUUGCAGCGCUCCGGAGUGUACGAAAAUGGACCCCUGAGGCCUUCCAACUGUGUUGGUGAGGUUGUCAGCAAUCAUCUAUUAGUGGUCAAGUGUCGAGACGCGGGGUUUUUGCCCAUUUCCAGACUCUCGCGGGUCGCUUUGAUGAUGAUGUGAUGAUGCACCAGGUGCUUGAUGCCUCCGUCGGGGGGAUUUUGAAAUCCUGGACGGAUAAAAGGUAAUACGUUGUUUUGGAACAAAGUGAGACAUUUCGAUAUUUUGACCAUGGCUGGCGACGCUCACCGUCCAAGCAAUUUCGGCCAACCGGAACUCAGCGGCACCUAUAAAAGGCAAAAGUUUCCCCCCUUUCAGAAGCCUCGUCAGUGUGUCGAAAGUGUGUUGCGUUCUUCAGGUGCGCAUCUACGCGAAGUAACCUUGCGAUCUCGCGCCACGCGCGAGAGGUCAUUAGUCAGGGACAUCAUCGGUACAG
Ectocarpus sp. CCAP 1310/34 is the source of this 2978-nucleotide messenger RNA. The record is from the annotation of a GenBank genome assembly. Lineage: Eukaryota; Phaeophyceae; Ectocarpales; Ectocarpaceae.